AUGGAUGGUAAUCAGCCAUCAGUGAAGCAACAACAACCGCAAAUUCAACCACAGAAUGAAUAUCAACAAACCUCGCAACAGAAUAUUCAUCUCCAACAACAUCAAAACUAUCAACCUUCAUCGAAUGAAAAUCCAUCAAGAAUUGCUGCAACUCCAAGAAUGCUUAGAAGUUUAAGUGGUGUUAAAUCAAAAUCUGAAUUGAAUCAAUAUGAUCAAUCUCAACCAUCAGAAAGUAAUAAUAAUAACAAUAGUAUUAACAGUGGAAUAAGAAAACCGUCUGACUCUCAAUUAUUACCUCCAUUAUCAAUACCUUCACCUGCAUCAACUCCACUUGGUGUUUCAUCACAAGAUUCAACUGAUUAUAAAACUAAUACACAUAAUAACUAUGAUACAAGACAAUUACCAAAAGUGAGUGAUUAUUCACCAGGACUGAGUAGAACUAUUAAGAACGUACAAAAUCAACAAUUUAUUCAACAACAGAGUUAUUCAAAUCAUACAUCACAGAAUGAUCAAUUCACACAUUUACAAAGACAACAGCAUCAACAAUCGCAACAACAACCUCAAGCAUUAUCAAAUUCUCAAUCCAGACAACAACCAAAUUGGUCAGCUCAGCCUCAAACUGCAUCUUCUCAACCACAUAAUCAGCAUCAGCAUCAGCAUCAUCAUCAACAUCAACAUCUGCAACCUCAGCAGCAAGCAUAUCAACCACCACCUCCGCAAGCACAACCACAACCACAACCACAACAGCAACAACCACAUCAGCAACAACCACAACGAUCACAACAACCACAGCAAUCGCAACAAUCACAACAAACCCAACAACCGCAGCAGCAACAACAAUUUCAUAGAAAAUCCAUUGGAGAUUGGGAUUUUGUCAAAACUAUUGGAGCGGGUUCAAUGGGUAAAGUCAAACUAGCUCAACAUAACUCAACAAAAGAAAUAUGUGCUGUCAAAAUAAUUCCAAGAGCUGCAAAAUUAUAUCAAAGAGCUCAUGCUAAUGACCCACCGCCACAAACUUCUCAAGAAGCAUCUCAAAGACAUAAGGAAUUUGAAAAAGAAUUAGCUAGGGAUAAAAGAACAAUACGUGAAGGUGCACUUGGUAGAUUAUUAUUCCAUCCAUUUAUAUGUCGAUUAUAUGAAAUGGUACCAAUGACAAAUCAUUACUAUAUGUUAUUUGAAUAUAUCGAAGGAGGUCAAAUGUUGGAUUACAUUGUUGCACAUGGAUCAUUGAAAGAAAGACAUGCAAGAAAGUUUGCUAGAGGUAUAGCAUCAGCAUUAGACUAUUGUCAUAGAAACAAUGUAGUUCAUAGAGAUUUGAAAAUUGAAAAUAUCAUGAUCAAUGAAAAAGGGGAUGUUAAAAUCAUCGAUUUUGGAUUAUCAAAUUUAUAUUCUCCAAAAAGUCUUUUAAAAACAUAUUGUGGAUCACUUUAUUUUGCAGCUCCUGAAUUAUUAAGUGCAAAACCUUAUUUGGGACCAGAAGUUGAUAUAUGGUCUUUUGGAGUUGUAUUAUAUGUUUUAGUUUGUGGUAAAGUUCCAUUUGAUGAUCAAUCUGUUUCAGUAUUACAUGAAAAAAUUAAAAAAGGUAAUGUUGAAUAUCCAAAUUUUCUUUCAAGAGAAUGUAUAUCUUUACUUUCGAGAAUGUUGGUUGUUGAUCCAACGAAAAGAGCAUCUCUUUAUGAAAUUUUGACACAUCCAUGGUUGAAUAAAGGAUAUGAUCAUAGAAUUUCAAAUUAUUUACCUAAAAGAGAACCUUUACAUUUACCAUUAGAUCCUGAAAUCAUUAGACAAAUUUCAACAUUUGAUUUGGGAUCUGUACAAACAAUAACUGAUGAAUUGACGAAUUUAUUGACAAGUGUAGAAUAUCAAAUGUGUUGUGAAAAUUGGUAUAAUAUGGCAAGACAAGGUAAAGAAUAUGCUUCAGCUCCUAAUGCUCAUCUUUUACCUGAUCCAACUGGUGGUUUCCAUCCUUUAAUUUCAAUCUACUUUUUAGUUCUUGAGAUGAGAAAGAGAAAGAAAGCUAAAGAAGAUGCAAUUAGAGCUCAAGCAGCUCAACAAGAACAAUUGAAACAACAACAAUUACAGCAACAAGCUCAAGCUAUGUUACCAAGUCCAAGAGAAGAUACAACAUCAUUAGAGCAAGAUCUUACAAAACAACCCUUAUCUUCUACACAACCAUUCCAACCUCAACUUCCAUUACAAUCUCAACCUCAAUCUCAAACUCAACAAACUCCAGUUCAACCAAAUUCUGGUACAGCUACUCAAGUAGAAAUAUUGGGACAAUAUUCAUCAAAAGAUGCUACGACUCCACAACCACGUAUAAUUGAGACAUUCGCUGAAUCUCCUUCCAAGACAUUAGAUCCCAAACAAACACCUGUUUUAUCAAUACCAGAACAAGCUCAUACAACUAUGAAUUCCCCAUCUAUUAAAAACAAUUCAAAUAACAAUGUUGAUCCAUUGGCAAUACCAGAACAACAACCAAAAAGUCCAAGAAGUACAACUCCAGACACUUUGGAUCCUAAUAGAAAUUCACAACAACCGGUUGGAUUCAAUAAUAUAUUAAGAAAAUUAUCAACCAAAAAAUCAAAGGGCACUUCAUCACCAAAGGGAAGUGAUAGAGAUUCUUCAAGUAUUAAAAUUCUGCCACAAAGUUCUACUCAUUCAAAAAUUGAUCCAAUGGUUCGUCGUGGUAUUAGUAUGAAAGUAACUGCUAAAGAAAAAGAAUCAAGUUCAAGAUUAUCACCAACAAAAGAUAUUAUUAAAAAAGAAAAAAAAUCAUCUUUAUCACAUUCUCGUACUCCAUCUUCUUCAAAACCCCAUGGAUUUAUACCUGUUGAAUAUUUACCACCAUUACCAAAUUAUGAUCCAUCAACAAAUACUUUAAUACAAGAUUCAAAUCCUGCUGGACCACCACCACAAAGACAACAAACUUUAACGGUACCUUCAAGAAAAUUACAUCCAACAGCUCGUGCAAAAUCUGUUGGAGGACAAAUUAGAAAAGAUGCUUAUGGUAGAGCUAGAAGUGCAUCAACCAAUAGAAAUGAUACAAGUAAUAGUCCUCAAGGAAGUGGAUCAAUUGGUGACCAAAAUGAUGGUACUUUAGUAUUUUUUGAUGAUGUUAAAUUAGAUGAUAUGGAUGUUCAAGAAGUUCCUCAAUUAAGUGAAGAUGAAAUAAUGAGACAAUAUCAUGAAGCUAAACCAGGUACAAUGCCUUCAAUUGAACAUUGUAAAACAUUAUUUCUUAAAGGAUUUUUUAGUGUACAAACUACUUCAACAAAACCAUUACCAGUUAUUAGAUAUAAUAUUAUUAAUGUAUUAAGUAAAUUAGGUGUUAGAUUUCAUGAAGUUAAAGGUGGAUUCAUAUGUAUUCAUACACCUUCAGUACAACAAGCUUCACCAAAUCAUCCAGAUGCUGAAAUAGAAGAAUUAGAAGAUCAUGAUGAUGAAGGGGAUGAAGAAGAUGAAGAUGAAGAUGAUGAAGCCGAUCAAAUUUUAAAUGCAUAUGCUAAUGAAGAUGAAGAAAAUCAAUUAUAUGGUGAUGCAUUUAAAUCUAAAUCAUCUACAUUGAAAUCAUUAUCAUUUGAAGAUAAACCUGAAAGUAUACCUGAUGGAGCAAAAACUCCAAGUAGACAACCUUCAUUACAUAUUCAAACUCAAACUACUAAUCAUGGUCUUAGUGGAGGUCCAUUAUCACCAACUAAAUAUCAUAGAUCAUCUAAUUCAAUAGGUGGAGGUCAUAGAAGAAAAGUAUCAUUUGGUAAUGCAAUUUUAGGAUCUUAUAGAAAGAAAAAUGGAUCUCAAGUAAUGAUGCCACCAAAUACUCCAGCAACUGUUAAAACAGUUAAAGGAAUAUAUGAUGAAGAUUAUUUACCAAAUGAACAAAAUAAUCAUAACAAUAACAAUAAUAAUAAUGGUAAUGGAAUAGAUGAUGCAUUUGAAAUUGAUAAUUCAGCAGAAUCAUUUAAUAAUUAUGGAGGAGGAAGUGAUAUGUUAAUAUCAUCAAAAAUUGAACAUAAAAUUCAUCAUAAUCGUUCAACAAGUACAUCAAGUAAUUCAAAUAAGAAUCAUCCAUCAAGUAAAAGUCCUUUAAAAUUUGAAAUUCAUAUUGUUAAAGUACCAUUAUUAGGAUUUUAUGGAGUUCAAUUUAAAAAAUUAUCUGGUAAUACUUGGAAUUAUAAGACAUUAGCUGGUCAAAUUUUAAAUGAAAUGAAUUUAUAA
Lodderomyces pseudojiufengensis is the source of this 4215-nucleotide messenger RNA. It is a transcript of the gene KIN2, whose product is annotated as serine/threonine protein kinase. The record is from RefSeq and is a predicted model, not a curated record. Gene Ontology annotation, molecular function: protein serine/threonine kinase activity; ATP binding; tau-protein kinase activity. Bases 1 to 4215 code for a protein of 1404 amino acids. Gene Ontology annotation, biological process: protein phosphorylation; intracellular signal transduction; microtubule cytoskeleton organization. NCBI's taxonomy places the organism in Eukaryota, Fungi, Ascomycota, Pichiomycetes, Serinales, Debaryomycetaceae. Gene Ontology annotation, cellular component: cytoplasm. The transcript has a single exon.